This is a messenger RNA of Amoebophrya sp. A120, 627 nucleotides long. The record is from the annotation of a GenBank genome assembly. Lineage: Eukaryota; Dinophyceae; Syndiniales; Amoebophryaceae.
CGAAACCGCGGUGGCUAUCCUGAGUAAAAACGUACCCACACCAGAGUUGCAAUGCAGAUUUGCAAAGACUGGAAGACUUGUAAUGCGCAUCCCCAUGAGAGCCAUUUCCAAUCGUGUUUUUGAAUUUGUGAUGCUGUGAACAGGAUGAGCAGAUGAAUCUGUGAUGCGGCUGCACUUGCUAACCUGCACUAGUCUACACUGCGGAGUGCAAUUUGUCAUGCGUGACUCCCAAAACUCCUAGGUUUGUGUUGCAAAAUCCCCAUCCUGACUCUGGUGUGGGGACGUUUUUACUCAGGAUAGUGGCGGAAGGGGGGACGUCCGUGCACCGGUUUCUCACUACCUACAACCACACCUACAACCGGCCGGGGGAGUACGUGAUCACCGUGCGCUUCAAGGAGAUAAGCUCGGGGUGGCAACCCGCCAACGAUGUUGAAAACGAGCCCGCGGUGGUGGACUACAAGCAGGCCUGGAAGCAGUUGCUCAACGUCGGCUACCAGCACGCCGGCACGGGCAAUCUGCUAAAGAACCUGUUUGAUGGCGCUACCAAAGUGGAGAGCAGCUCCCUGUCGGUGCGGCCGUCGCUGCUGAACCGGUACUGGAGUGGCGCGGCGAUGACCAGUAUCAGUG